AUGAACAUGAACCAGAGCAACAAAGCCGCCAGCGGCAUCGACGGAACACCCACCGGCAACCCCUCUCUACAGAGCCAAGACCCGUUCGCCUCUCAGCGCUCGUCCGACAACGAUCCCUUCGCCGGCGAUAAGCUGGGCGACCUCGCCGGCCCCGACAGCAUGAAGAUGGCGUCCGCACAAGGAUCACCGCCCCGCGAUAGGCGGAUGAGCAAGGAGUGGGACGCUUCCAAGGUGCCCCCGUCACGCUUCCAGAAGCGCGAAGGCAGCAUCUACUCGACGCCCAGCUCACGUGACGGCCACACGAGAUCGCGGGAUGAGGCUUACCAUGCCAAGCUCAAGGAGAAGGUGAGAGAUGUCGACUAG
Molecule: messenger RNA, 363 nt
Organism: Coniosporium apollinis CBS 100218
Lineage: Eukaryota; Fungi; Ascomycota; Dothideomycetes
Exons: 2
Coding region: 1-363 (120 amino acids)
Source: RefSeq, a predicted model, not a curated record